CUUAUAUAACAACAGAAAAUUUAUAAAUCACCUUAAAAAAAAAACCUAAAAUACACCCACAACAAAAUACUCAAGUCUCGUAUACCGACAAUUAAACAAAAAUAACUUACAAAUGCUAUCGUCCAAGGAGAAGACUUUCCGCAGGGAGCGAAUACUUCAGUUUAUUCGCGAAAAUAAACAAGCCACGCCACCUGAGGUGCAAACCAAAGAUGAAAAAUCUUCAAGACAGAAGAAACGCGUGACAUUUAACCAUGGAAGCCAGCGGCUCAGUCUUGGAGAUGCGUUAAAGGUUAACGAAAAUGAGAGGCUCAUUGGACAGGGCCUAACUUCGUGUUUGAUCACCAAAUCCUCAGAUACCAGAAUGCCAGCGGGCGUUGAGCGUGUUGAAAGGAAGCUGUCCCACAGAGGCAGCGAUAGCCCACGCACUUUAUGUUCCAACAGGAGGUCAUCCGGUGUCCGAAUGACUGGGGGCGAAAACGAUCCUGCCGUCCGCAAUGUUGGGAAACUGCCGCGAACAGACAGUGAAUGCCAUUUUAACGCGCCGGGUUUCAACUUUCUUAAAACUCGACACUCGGAAUUUGCUACUCAAGAGGUCAGGCUAAAUUCCGCAGAGCCCAUCCGAAAGGAGUUGAAACACAAGUGCGAUUUCUUUCCCAAAUACAUGGACAAUCGACCCUUCAAGGACCAGACCACACAAACACUAUAUAGGGAAUCCUCUGCUCAGACAUUGGCCUAUUUACCGGAGAUAAGCAAUAAAGAAAAUGCGGAAACCCUCGAGCUCUUCUCUCUAGCCAAGAUACUUCCCGGCGAAAAGCCGCCAGGACUGCAUGAAGUUGAGAUUUUGGAACGUGCCAGGAGGCGGUGGCUCUUCAAUGAGGCCAUUAAGACAAACUCAAAGAGGCUCAUCAAAGCGGCCAGGAGUGUCGCCUUAAAACCAGAACUACGGGACUUACUGGAGGCCUUUGAAUGGGAGCAGUGGAUCGAGCGUGAGGAGUUCAUACAGGAGUGUCAGAUGAUGCGGCUCCAGAUCGUAAUCAAGAUGUUCGACAAGCGAGAGAAGGAAAUGCACGCCGCUUCCAAGAUUAGAAUCGAACAGGCCUGCAAGGGAAUCGAGAAACGGCGUCAGGCGGGUCUGCACAAGAACGAGAUUGAGUUCCAGCGAGGAAUGCGACGCUUGGAUGCCAAGCUAUCCAACAGGUUGCUGAAGUGGAAGAAGCAGGGCCCCAUGCAAGCUCUUGGAUCUCCGUGCUCCGAGUUCUACGGUCCUGUGAUAAGGCACGGCGUCGAUCCCGCACGUCGAAACUUUGAGACGAUAACCGGACGACGGGCAUUUGACUUAAGGAUCGAUGACCUGGAGAAGCGAGUGAGCAUGAAGAAUGUGCAGUGUCCAUUCAGCAAGCUUAAGGAGUGGUCCAAGCCCAAGGAGUACGUCAGGGAGUACGAGCAAAACUUCUGCAACGACGACAAUCUGCAGAGGCUCUAUGAGUCCCUAAAAACCCUUAGGACGCAGGCGGAUGUCAAGGCACAUCCACAGUGCCGAAGAAAACGAAUACAAUUGAAUCGCUGGGGCAGCUCUUCGAGCGAGAUAUAUGACCAUAGGAAGUACUCUCGCUACUCUCGCUACUCUGAAAUGACAGCUCCGAAAUAUGUUCACCGCCCCCCAAGGCCCAAGCGUGCAACGCUUACAGCGGUGAAGUCGAGCUCAAGAGGACACGAGGAUCUGGAGAAUUUAAUUCGCACCUAUGAAGGAACAUAUAUUGGCUCGCUUAUGCAAUUCCUUGCCGACGAAAUGGACAGAUUCAAGGAGCAGCGCAAGCUUCACUUCUUCUCCAUUGUGGCUCAAAGGGAACGCUGGAGGCGGGAGGCAAGCGAGGCGGGAAUGAGGCAAAAGGAGAACGUCAUGCGAUUAUUGUAUGAGGAGAUAUUCCAGCAUUCCUAUUCCGGGCUUCAGGAUACCUCGCAGCAGUUUGUCGAUACCGUGUUGACGAAGGACAUAUAUGAGGUAAUGGCGAAUGAAGCUGCGGACACAGUCACCGAGAUGGCAAGGCAAAUUGAUAAUGAUAUAAGCAAGUGGCUGGAAAGCUUUAAGGAGGUCCAGAACCCCCUAACCUUUGUUCCCCUGCGAAUGAUGUUGCUGAAGAUGGUUUUUCCGGAUAUGGAGGCAGCGGUUAAGACCCACGAAAAUCAUCUGAUUGCCCAGUACAUAGUGGAAGAUGUGAUCUUCGGGACAGUGUGGAAGAAACUCGAGCCGUUCGACGUAGUCUCUACCAUGACCAGCGAUUUGAUCGAUCGCCUCAUAGACAAUGAUCUGUACCUCUUUUCCUCGGAGAGUGAAUUCGAUAGCGACAGCUCGGUGGGCUCCUGGCACGAGGCCGAGGCCAUCAUACGAAAGCUAAUUCGACAGGCGGUGCCCGGCAGACGCUGGAUGGAGGAAACAGAAAGGAUUGUGACCGAAACCUAUAACGGUCUGUUUGACGACAUAUUCGACGAGAUAUUGGUCAACAUCGAGCAUCCGCCGGCUGUCAACCCCUCCGAUCUCAUCGUGGUGUCUCCUAGUACUGCCAUGUUUAGGGUUUGCCACCACAAGCCAAAGAUAAGGACAACGGUAUCCCAAGACUCAAUACCAGAUAACAAGUUUUUGGGAGCCCAAUUACUAAGCUUGGUUAAAAAGUUUAAAGAAGACAAGGUUACCAAGGUGCUGGAAACCGAUGAGGUAAACGUUGAUUCAGGAAACUCCGAUAUUUUAGAUACUCUUAUUAAAAGCCAAACUUUGCUCAAAACGGACACUCGAAUGAACCAGCCCGAUACGGACAUAUGUAGCAUUACAAGUGUCGUAGAUAUUUUGGAACAUAGUGAGAAUCUAAAAAGUCUGAAAGGCUCUUCCCAAAACUCGCCCCCUAAACCGGUUGAAUCUGUUACCGAAAUUCAAUACGAAGAAGCAGUUAACGAAGAAUCGUCAGAAUCCACAAAUAUGGUGGAACAAGAAACUGAAGAAAAUAUCUUGGUAGCCAAGAAAUCUCCAAAUUCCCUUGGCGAAGAGUCUUCGGGGGGUGAAGAGAUUUAUAUCUAUGCAAAACACGAAUCCACGAUCUUUAGUUUUCGAUAAUUGAUCUAGAUAUUUUCAACACGCCAUUCUCAUUACCUUGGAGUACCGAAAAAAAAAAAACUA
Molecule: messenger RNA, 3169 nt
Organism: Drosophila kikkawai
Lineage: Eukaryota; Metazoa; Arthropoda; Insecta; Diptera; Drosophilidae
Product: cilia- and flagella-associated protein 91-like
Source: RefSeq, a predicted model, not a curated record